GGUUAAUUAACUGAGGACGCGUGAACAAGUAUUCGUCGAAAUUGUCGCUACAAUGGGAGUCCCAAAGCUCUCAAGUGGAACUGCUUACCUUUUUCUCUGGCUCUUCGUUGUUCGUAGCGUGCAAGUUUGUGUUCUUGCAAAUGCUUUGAAAGGAAAUCCAAAGGCUGAUAAAAGUGAAGCAUCAGAGAGCACAACUUCAUUAGGCAUAGCAGUAACAAAACAUGAUGCAAAGAAUGCACCAAACAGAAUCACUGCAGACCUAGCAGGAAGCAAAGCUGAUGAACAAAUCAAGUCUGUUCCUGACACCGAGAAAGUUGUUUACAUUGAGAAAAAUGUAAAGCUUAAAGAUAGCCUGGACAAAGAAAAUGCUGCACCUACAAGCUUAGUCACUGAAAAGCUUCAGCUGCUACCCUCGACAACACACUCUCAAAUGGAGCAGCAGCACAAAAAUGAUGAUAGACCAUCUGUCUUGGACAGCAGCAAGAAAUUGUCCAAUGGCACAGGUACAGCAGUGGUUUCAAUGAACCAGUCUUAUGUGGACAAGAAUGAUGUAGGUAAAGGUCCUGCACUUAAAAACAAAGUUGAUGUGCAGACUACUGUGAACAGUUUGCAAAAAGCUGAAGAUAACAAAAAUUCAGGCAAAAAGCAUGUUCAAAACAUUGGAGCACCGGGAGGUGGCAACAAACCCACUGUUAAUCCCAAGACCCCUCCAUCAUUUGUUAAGGAGGCUACAGCAGAAACCACUCUGAAGAUUGCUCCACCUGGACCAACUGACACUGAUGGAACAAAAGCUCUGCCAGGUCAACCUCCUCAAGGGCUGCAAAAGUAUACGGGUGUGUCACCAGAUCUAUCAAAAGACCUGGGUGCAAUGCCUCCUGCUUCCAGUUCGGGCAACCUUGACUAUGGCCAUGUGAGGGAGCCUGACUCAGAAGAAGAGCUUGAGCCACCCCUGCCAACACAGAAAGGCCUUGCCUCUGCAACCAGUGGGUCAGCACCCUUAGGGGCGCAGCCCAUUGGGGGUUCUGUUGGAGGUAGUCGUCCAGAAAAGCCUCUUGAUGCCUCUGCAGCUGCAGGCGCCAUGCUUUUCCUGCCAGCCCAGGAUGACAGCCAUUUUUUUGCCUACUUCUUGACUGCAGUGGUGCUUUGUGUGGUUGGGUACUUGGCCUUCCACAACAAGCGCAAGAUUCUGGCUCUGAUUCUGGAAGGCAGGCAUGAGCGCCAGAGGAGGCACAACGGACACUACAGAAGGCUGGACAAUGCUGAUGAAGCGCCAUCUGGCCGCAAAAGUCGUGGCAGUUUUUAGAAACAAGGACCUUGCUCUAGUCAGAUUACUGUGGCUUACUUUAAGAACUGGCAGCUGGAGCUGCGCAUGCCAACUAUUGUGCAACAACUCAUGGCCACCUGCAAUUUCAGGAUUCAACAUUCACUGACUUCCCUGCCUUAGCCAUAAGCUUUCAUGCACCUAAUUCAUUUUGUUCUUUCUGAAGAGAAUUUUUGUGGCAUGAUGGUGUAGCUGUGUUAAGGUAGUGAACUAAUGAGUGUGGCUGGCACGGGCAGUGUUCCUGUUAUUCCACUCCUGAAUCUGUGCUUGACAAGAGCUUGUGACUGUCUGUGCAGCAUACAUGUCAGGCUUAGUGUACAGGUCUAGUCACAAACUCUAGUCAAGCAUACUGCUGAAUAAUAAUUUUAGUUUCUGUCGUUGAAUUCCAUGUUGAAGCACUUAGAUUUAGUGCCCACAACUCUGCUGUCUUGUAUGUAUGUCCUUGCAAGGUGUGUAAGAGCAGCAGUGUUUGCUUCCAGAAGAGGGUUGUAGCGCCAAAAAAGACAACACAUAGCAAGCGAGACGGGACAGGCGCAACUUCCGACUGUUUAUUCACCGCAUAUGCGAAUGAAUGUAAGGACAAAUCAAGAUGGGUAGCAAGAACCACACAUGCGCGCGAGGGUUUUUUACAAAAAAAGCGGAUAAAAGAUAGGUGAGGCACACACGUAUCUCACGCCCGUGUAUCUAAAAAAGCAGUUUCAUUCUUAUAAAUGGAGAUAGAUGGGGCUACACAAUCGCUACAGUUUCUUUUAAUAUAGAAGGCCUCCAACAGUUCACGGGCUGUCUGGUCCUUACUUCUGUUUAAAACCUUUGCUUCUUUCAGCCUUGCCACACACUAUCAAUCUAUCUACCCAUCUAUCUCCAUUUAUAAGAAUGAAACUGCUUUUUUAGAUACAGGGGCGUGAGAUACGUGUGUGCCUCACCUAUCUUAUCCGCAUUUUUUGUAAAAAACCCUCGCGCGCAUGUGGGUUCUUGCUACCCAUCUUGAUUUGUCCUUAUAUUCAUUUGCAUACGCGGUGAAUAAAUAGUUGGAAGUUGCACCUGUCCCGUCUCGCUUGCUAUGUGUUGUCUUUUUCGGCGCUACAACCCUCUUCUGGAAACAUGCACCAACUAGCCCCCCAACAAGUAUUAAACAGCGUUUACUUUGUGCUGUGGCACUGUGGCAAGCUGUGCUCGACUGUUGUGGAUUUUAGGGUUUGCUGAGUCACGAAUACUUUCUCAGUGGACUUUGAGUACUGCUUGCAGCAAUGAGAUUGGUGUGCUGGUAUCUACUGGAUGAACCAACACUGUACCAGCACUGCACUGGGGCCCACCAUAUAUUUUUCUUCCCAAAAGUUAAUGCCACCGCCACCAAAAAAAACAAAAAAAAUAUUGGUAUCUCUGAGCACAGAAGGCAAGGUAAUAAUAAAGGUUGAACUACUUUUUACCCAGAGACUAGAACAAAGUAUAAAGCAAGAGGCAAUAGGUUGGGCUCUUUUUGCUUCCGCUAUCGUGCAAAUUCUGUCAUACUCAGUUGAUCAAAUUUUUGCUGUAUCAAGACUUUGAACAAUCUCUUUUGUAGAGUAAUGCAACUAUUGAACAAACACGCUUCUUGUUGUUGGCAUUUCAAAAACUGAAUGUUCGUUGUCCAGCUGUAUAGACAGACAUAUGUCUUUCUGGUUUGAUUUCUGACUGGAUGGCAUUACAUUUUGGCGUUACAUAUUGUGUAUCCCAGCAGCAUGGCAAUAAUAAGAAUUCUGAUUAAUCUGGAUUGUCGAUUAACUAUUGCAGCUGUUGGUGGUUUAUAUUUACCCGUUUGAGAUUCCAUUUGUGUCCUUGCUGUUUUUAUAUAUAUAUAUAUAUAUAUAUAUAUAUAUAUAUAUAUAUAUAUAUAUAUAUAUAUAUAUAUAUCGAUGCACAGUACGUAUGUAUGUUCUUAGCAGAACAAAUGGUGCGAACACAACUCAUUCGUAAACUAUAAAACAGUGGUGAAAAACUAUUGGUUUGGUGGAUUAGCUCCUUGAAACACAUCAUUAUGCCUGAAGACAGUGAUGCAGUUAUUUAGAAUCAAGUUAGGACACUUUUGAGCAAAGAACUAGCUUUUUUUUUUUAUUCAGCACAAUGUUUCAGUUCACAGUAGCACAGAAUUUAAGGGAUGAGGGGAGGUGCUCCUUAAGUAGUUUGUGUGUGAAAGGUUAAAUGUAGCAUUUUAAUCAUUGACUCAAAUUUUAUAGCAGGUGUAGUUUAUGUGAUGUUGGCCCAUGUGUAUUGUAGCUGCAGUAUUAUGGUGCACUUGCUUUGAAACAGUUUAAAUAAUACAGAAACACCCUUUUUUUUUACAUGUGUUGAUUCGUUUAUGUGGCUUAUAUAGUUUUUUUUUUUUCAUGUCUCUUGCAUGAAGCUAUAUUAAUUUGGCUCCUGCUGUACUUGCUUAUAAGAGAAGUAAAAAUUCUAAGAUAUGUAAAGGGAAUGACCGCAGUUAUUUACGUAUCUUGGUUUUACCUCUGUGUGUGCAUGAUGCAUCUUUCACUGUUCACAUUGUGUGAAACAUAAAGUAAGGAAUGUGUUGUUAGUUUGCUGAGCAGAAACAGUUUAGCAAAAGCCCCAAAUUCAUUACAUCCAUGUGGACAUUGCACUGGUGAAGCAGUGGGACUUUGAAAGUGCAGGAAUGUGUUUUGUUCACAAUAAGUGUGGUGCACACUCAAAAAUUGAGUUCUUCGGUGCAAUUAAUGAUUUAUAGUGUCAGCCUGCACAAUUGUUUACAUGUGUCCGAGUCCUGCUUUGCUUGUUGUUUUCAUUAAACAUGUCUAUUUUUUUUUUGUCUUUUCAUAUGUUUAUUAGUAAAGUUACCAAAGAAAAGUUAACAAGAAAUGUUGUUACUGCUAGAAUGCUUUCCUUGUUUCUCUUUAGACAUGGUUGACUGGAGACAGUUUAAAUUGAAGUAUUAGGUUAGGAAACAUCAGUAUCUUAUCUCCAAUUGUCAUUUAAAUUUAAGUUGCAACAUUGGCACACAUUGUCUGCAUGCAGUUGUACUACGUACAUCACGGGUUGUUUUGGCAUAGUGUCAUGUUACCUUGAUGUAGUGCCCCUUGUUGUCAAGACUCGCAUGGUACUGCAUAGAUUCUUUUCUCACUUUCACUUGUGCUUUUCUUGCAUUAGUUCUUUUGUAUUUCUGUUUCACUUUGUUAACUGGUUGUGAUUCCAUGUUGCGCCUGUAAAAACCCAUGCACAUUUAGAUGCAGCAGUUCAUAUGGCUCAGCUGCAUGGAAGUUUUCAAUUUAGUUUGCACAUGAGCGCUGGUAAUGGUGUGAACGCAACCAUAUUGUCCACUAAGUUACUUCAAGAUGUUACUUGCCCCCCCCCCCCCCCCCAUUAUUUUUUUUACAGGGCUGUUAUUGCAUUGUUUUUAGUACACUGUGCAAGAGAAAUGGUGACAAUUUUCUUUGAGUCAACAUCACUCAAGCUUAGCCCAUACAUUGCACAGGUCUCUAAACUUAUUUCUGUUAUACACUGGUAAUGUAUUUGCUUUGUUAUGUGAUUUAUGCAGCACAUAAGAUAUGGCUCAUUAAUUUUUUAUAGCUGUAUUUCUGAAGGUCAUCUGCUGGACACUGGCCUUGAAAGUUAUUUGUGAAUCAAUGUUCUAAAGCAUGAAGCAUGCACCUGUCUCAUCUUCUCUUUAAUAGACUAGUCUGCUAGCACUGGGUCACUUUUCUACAAUUUCUAAAUGCCCAUGUUGCUUGCCAAUCACUGUGUAUUCUUAAUGAAACAUGUCAAAGUGCUUUCUUCCCUCUGUGCUUGAAAUAGCAACAAUCACUCAACCUUUUGCAAAGGGUGUGCUGACUAUGUAAAUACUGUACAACAUUGUGUGUCAAGCAUUUGUUUGCCAUAUGGCAAAACUGCCCUAUUCUGAGAUGGAGUGUAGAGUUCAUCUGUGUACAUUGAUUUGAAAGUAAUUUCUGCAUCGAGUAUAAAAGAAAGUGGUAGAACUUGUUAUUGAAA
Messenger RNA from Dermacentor andersoni, 5299 nucleotides. RefSeq lists its product as uncharacterized. The record is from RefSeq and is a predicted model, not a curated record. Lineage: Eukaryota; Metazoa; Arthropoda; Arachnida; Ixodida; Ixodidae. Gene Ontology annotation, cellular component: trans-Golgi network; endosome; trans-Golgi network transport vesicle.